AUCACGCGACUGGGGGAGAUGAAAUGAAAGGCCUCAAAGAUGUGCAAAGACGUGACUUAGAAACGGUCGUGAGACAGACUCGAAAGGGCUUUCCCGAAAAAUUAUCAAAAGCCAAUCCCGAAAUUGCAGAAGCAACAACGAUCAAAACUCUCGCGGGAGUCCGAUUAAGGGAAAUGGGGAAGAUUAAGGACGAACUGAAGGCGAUGCUUCCGAUAUUAACGCCUUCAGAAGUAAGAAGAUUCCAUUUGCUACCUCACGAAGCGAUCAUUGACGAGCUCAAAGAAGGCUAUUAUGAGAAAUCGAUCCGAUAUUUGAAAGAAUUAUUCGAACUCGACGAGGAGAUUCGUAGAAAGGCUGGUCCUGGUACUCCAAUAUGGGUGAAGCCGCGCUUAAAAAAGAACAAGAACGCGAUGUCGCGCUUAAGGGAUGGCUUGAUCACUGUCGAGCAAGCCAAAAAUGCUGGAGACUAUAUUUCUACGGCUGCAGAAUUUUUAAAAAUGGCGCUAUCCUUUCAAGCAAUGACUUGGGAAUGGUGGUGGGUGGCGGAGCAGCUUUACCGUAGCGCUCUGGAGAACGCUGAAUUGGUCGAAGAUGAUAACCAUCAGACGAGCACCUUCAUACAUUACCUGUACGGCCGAUUUCUGUUCGAACAAAUACAAGAUAUGGCAGGAUCACUAUAUCACUUAAAUAUCGCAUAUGAAGCGUCUCAGAAUAAGUCAUGGAAUGUGUCGAAGAUAACUGGUCGAAAAGAAAGGACCAUCCAUCGAGAAUGCAACGUACUUCUGUACAAAGUGUUACUGAUGCAAGCACAACAAGUCGGCUGCGAUCAACCGGACGUCGCUGUGAAAGCAUGCAUCGAAGCUCUCACUCGAGCGGAGGAUUCUGGACAAUACGAAUACAUAGCGAACGUUCUAUACGAGCUGGGAAUGAAUCAGUUGCGAUUAGGCGACGUGGAACUUGCCUUCCAAAAUUUGUCCAAAUUCCUGGCGAUGAUUAAAAGAAUCUCGGACCCGGAGGGAAUAUGCAACGCGCAAAUGACAAUAGCACUUGCGUACAAGUUAUGUGAAUUGAACGACGAUAAAAAUACGGAAAAGUAUCUCCAUUUAUUUAUGGAAAGUGCAGUCGAGUAUGGGCUCAUGAGAAAAGUGGCACAGGCACACUACUGCACUGGCAAGCAUUUUUUGAGUAAGAGGAAGCUAGAUAUUGCAACCUUUCAUUUGGAAAAAUCCUUUGAAUUGUAUAACAAACUCGGUUUAUACAACGAUGCUAAUAAGGCGCGAGCCCUUGCCGGAGUUUCGAAAGGGCAAGAAAUCAUCGAUCAAUAUAUCCAUCUUGUGCAGCAGUGCGGAACCGCCGAUCCGAAAGCAAUAACGAUGCUUUGUCAAUGGAAAAAUCGUAGAAGCGUUUUUUGGACUAAAAAAGAAGAAAACAAGCUACACGCUGGUAAGAGACAUUUAGUAAUCAACCAAAAUUUAAAUAAAAUCUCUACAAGAGUUUGUCUCUUGCAAUUCAUAAACAUCUUGAAUACCGCGUCUUUAUAAUACAUCACAAGUAACUCAAUGCAAUAUUUCCAUACAUUUCAGAAGAUUCAGAAAAGUUUGCUCAAGAAAAUCAAAGGUAACGUCUCAUAGUCGUAAUGUGAUCUCAGCGAUUUGACAUAUGAUUUUUUAUAGUAAAUAAUAUAAUGCAUCAAUAAAUAUUUACAAUUAUAUCAAUGAACGUCUUUUAUA
Trachymyrmex septentrionalis is the source of this 1730-nucleotide messenger RNA. RefSeq lists its product as uncharacterized. Bases 24 to 1541 code for a protein of 505 amino acids. Gene Ontology annotation, molecular function: protein binding. Lineage: Eukaryota; Metazoa; Arthropoda; Insecta; Hymenoptera; Formicidae. The record is from RefSeq and is a predicted model, not a curated record. The transcript has 8 exons.